Molecule: messenger RNA, 3142 nt
Organism: Canis lupus familiaris (dog)
Lineage: Eukaryota; Metazoa; Chordata; Mammalia; Carnivora; Canidae
Gene: KPNA7
Product: karyopherin subunit alpha 7
Exons: 11
Coding region: 180-1817 (545 amino acids)
Biological process (GO): NLS-bearing protein import into nucleus
Cellular component (GO): cytoplasm; nucleus
Molecular function (GO): nuclear import signal receptor activity; protein binding
Source: RefSeq, a predicted model, not a curated record
GACUUUUGAUUUAAUACAUAUUAAUGUUUGCAGAGGCUUCCUUUUAUCAACUGAUCCCCGUGGCAUUAUUAUUGUGUUUCUGAAAACUGGAAUCUUUCAAUGAAGAAUUGUAUUAAUAAGCAAUUAUGACAUGGAAUCUUCACUAGCACCUGCUCUGCCUGAAUACUUCACACUUGAGGAUGGACCACACUUCUUUCAAGCAGGGACUCAGUUUCCCCAAAGGUGGCUUACCACUUCGAGUCAAUAUGCCGACUUUACAUGCUCCAGAAGAGAGGCUGAGAAAAUUUAAGUACCGAGGCAAAGAUGUGUCUAUGAGGCGGCAACAGAGGAUAGCAGUCAGCCUGGAACUCCGGAAGGCCAAGAAAGAUGAGCAGGCCUUAAAGAGAAGAAAUAUCGCCAAUUUCUCCACUGAUCCAGCUUCUGAACAACCAACUAAAGGGGUCAGCCUCACCCUGCAAGAAAUAAUCAAUGGUGUGAAUACCUCAGAUCCAGACCUAUGUUUCCAGGCCACCCAGGCAGCCAGGAAAAUGCUGUCCCAGGAAAAGAACCCUCCUCUAAAACUGAUUGUUGAAGCAGGGCUCAUUCCCAGGCUGGUGGAGUUCCUGAAGUUGUCACCUCAUCCCUGCUUACAGUUCGAGGCAGCCUGGGCUCUGACCAACAUUGCUUCAGGGACUUCCGAGCAGACUCAAGCUGUUGUGGAAGGUGGGGCCAUACAACCUUUGGUUGAGCUCCUGUCUUCCCCCCACAUGACUGUGUGCGAGCAGGCAGUAUGGGCCCUUGGUAAUAUAGCAGGUGAUGGCUCAGAAUUCAGAGACAUCGUUAUCUCGAGCAAUGCCAUUCCACAUCUGCUGGCCCUGGUUUCAUCAACCAUACCAAUCACGUUUCUGCGGAAUAUCACGUGGACCUUGUCCAACCUGUGCCGAAACAAAAAUCCUUACCCUUGCAAGACAGCCGUGAAGCAAAUGUUGCCUGUCCUGUCCCACCUCCUGCAGCACCAAGACAGUGAGGUUCUCUCGGAUACCUGCUGGGCCCUGUCCUACCUCACCGAUGGCUGCAAUGAGCGCAUCGGCCAAGUGGUCAACACAGGGGUCCUGCCCAGGCUGGUCCAGCUUAUGAGCAGCUCAGAGCUCAAUGUCUUGACCCCCUCUCUCCGCACAAUUGGGAACAUCGUCACAGGAACGGAUUACCAGACCCAGAUGGCCAUUGACGCGGGCAUGCUGAACGUGCUGCCCCAACUCCUGAUGCACCCCAAGUCCUCCAUCCAGAAGGAGGCAGCUUGGGCCUUGAGCAAUGUGGCUGCAGGGCCCUGCCAACACAUCCAGCGGCUGAUCGCUUGCGGCAUGCUGCCUCCCUUGGUGGCUCUGCUAAAAAAUGGAGAAUUUAAAGUCCAGAAAGAGGCUGUUUGGAUCGUGGCUAACUUCACAACUGGAGGCACCAUAGACCAGUUGAUCCACCUUGUCCACUCUGGAGUCCUGGAGCCACUAGUGAAUCUGCUUACCAUACAAGACACCAAAAUUGUUAUCAUCAUCCUUGACAUUAUCUCUUUUAUCCUCCAGGCAGCAGAGAAGCUUUCAGAGAAGGAAAAUCUGUGUCUUCUGAUAGAAGAAAUUGGUGGCAUUGAUAAAAUUGAGGCUUUGCAACUUCAUGAGAAUCCUCAGGUUGCCCUGACUGCUUUGAACAUUAUCGAGAACCAUUUUUGUGAGGGAGAAGAAAGUGGUGCAAUAUUACCAGCCCUGGACCAAGAUAAUGAAUUCUUAAACCGCUUAACAAAAAAACACCAAGGCCCCACGACUUCUAAACAAAGGACCAAACCCUAAUGGGUAACUUCUUUGAGAACCUUCUAUGAAUUGGCUUGGCAUGGGUAUAAAGCUUUUUAAACUAGAUGUUAAUAAAAUUUUCAACACAUUCACCUCCAUCUAUCAAAAAUGCUGUUAAACCACUUGCAUUUAAAAGUCAUGUGGAAUUCAUCUUCUAAGAAUAUAUAGUUUAGUGAUUACCUUUAAGGAUCUUAAAGGAAGACACUGAAAACAAUAGAAUAGUCUUAUAGCUAUCUAGACAAAUUUCCACUUGUAGGCUAGGUUUAACCAGUAAUUCUUCUAUUUCUUUCCCAUUUCCUUUUCAUUGUCAUGGAACACCUGUUAAUACAGAACAUUCUUCAGGGAAAGCUGUGUGGACAAUGAUCAAGAGGAGAAUAAGGGUAGGAUGGGAAGGACCUAGGAACACAAUAGUAGGCAGUGUUAUGAUGGAUGUGGGAUACACUUUAAGGAGGAUUGGACUUGAUCUGCAUUAUUUGAGUGUAGAGAUGGAUCAAGUUCUAUUGUGGCUCUGAAGCAUCACACCAAAAUGUCAUGCCCAAAGCAGGUCUUCAUUGGUACUUGAUAACUGAAGAAGAAAGAUGUAUGGGAGUCCAUCUAAAAUACUGCUGGAAAACUAUUCAUGUUCUCACAAACAUCUCAUUUAGUGGGGAGGACAAAUCUACAACUUAGUGGACAUUAGAUCUUCUGAUAACUAUCCUCAUCAACUUUGGGGGUGACUAUGCUUGCUGCUGAGAGCUGUUGGUGGGAUGGAAUCCUCAGUGUUUUGCUCUCCUACAUGGAAAUGGAGGGGACCCAGGAAACUCCUUUUCAAUUCCCUCUUUCGUUCAUUAGCUCAGGACAUCCUAGCUUGGUACAUCUCUGACCAAGCAGAAUCCCACCCUACAAGGACUUUGAAUCUUAGACCCAGGAAUUGAGCAUAGAAGAAACAAAUAGUGGGCAAGUGUUCAUUUACUCCAGUGGCAGGACUUUAUGCUCAGUGGAGAGGAUGCUCUUCCUGCUUCUCCAAGUCCUCCCUUUGGUCCUGUCUGCUCUCCCAUACUCCUUAUUAAAAAAUAUUCAUCCACUUAUUUAUUAGAUAGUGAGCAAUGGGAGGAGGAGAGGGAGAAGGACAAGCAGACUCUGGGCUGAGUGCAGAGCCUGAUGUAGGGCUCAAUCCCACCACCCUUAUAUCACAACAUGAGUGGAAAUCUAGAGCCACUCACUCAGUUGACUGAGACACCAAGGUGCCCCUCUUCUCCUAUGCUCUUACAACAGAUUCCCUUUUUGUUUAAAUAACCAGAAUUACUUUCUGUUGCUUGCAGCUAAAGAAUCUUAACUGAUAUACA